ACUCUGAUCUAUCAGAUGAUCAAAUGAAUUUUGGACAUGUUUUCUGACAACAUAGACGAAGAAUGUGAGAAAAUCAGGGACUUUUUAAAAACGGAGUUGAGAAGAGGGGAUUACUGGUAUCUAGUUGAUGCAGCUUGGUUUAAAAAGUGGAAAAAAUAUGUUGGCUUUGACCAGUGGGAUCUAGCAAGCAAGGGGGACUCUGAUGAAUAUCCAGGCCCUAUUGACAAUUCACCUUUAAUAACAGAUGACAGUGUCCUGAAAGACCAUUUGAUAGAUGAAUUGGAUUAUAUUCUUCUGCCCAAGGAUGCUUGGAAUUUUCUGCAACAGAAGUAUGGAGUACUUAAAAGUGACAAGUUUAUACUUCAAAGAGAAGUGAUUGAGCAGGGGAUGUUUAAAAAGCAUUGUAAAGUGGAAGUUUACAGAUUGCACCUCUACUUAAAAAAAGCUACUGAUCAGCAAGAAUGCAUUAAUAAAGAGUUUAGCAGAGUCGACACAGUAGAGUCACUUGAACUAGCAAUGAGAGAGGAAUUUGGAUUAUCUGAUGAUGAAGAAGUUCGUAUAUGGAACAAAUAUAUGAGUAACACUUAUGAACAUCUCAGUAAACCUGAACAGACUCUACAGGAAGCAGGACUGUAUGCUGGACAAGUCAUUGUCAUAGAAACCAGAAACAAAAAUGGUUCCUGGCCAAGAGGUGGAUCUGAAGAGGGAUUUAAGGUAACUGCACAAAGGAGACAAAGAAUUAAUGAAGAAAAGGAAAGGAAAAACCAAGUCAGGUACAAAUUACAUCGCCAGCAUAGAAGUACAGGCACAAGAGUUAGUUACAUGUGAUCAGAAUGCU
This is a messenger RNA of Saccostrea cuccullata (small rock oyster), 838 nucleotides long. Its product is annotated as ubiquitin carboxyl-terminal hydrolase 15-like. The record is from RefSeq and is a predicted model, not a curated record. Bases 37 to 828 code for a protein of 263 amino acids. The transcript is spliced from 7 exons. Lineage: Eukaryota; Metazoa; Mollusca; Bivalvia; Ostreida; Ostreidae. Gene Ontology annotation, molecular function: cysteine-type deubiquitinase activity.